AGUCGCACCAGUCCCCGGGCGAUCGCCGUAUUUCGCGGGGUUCUCUCACAGACGCACGAGUUGUUGUCAACUGAGCUGGGGAACUUUCGAAUUGUUUGUAAAUAUAGACGUUUCCUCGCCAUGGCCAAAGGAAGAGGACGUGGGAUGUUAAGGCUAGAGUAUUGGAGUCCGUGCAGGCGACCAGGUCAGGCAAGAGACCCAACCAUCAAACCCGUAGCGGUGUCUGACCUGGUUCGUCCCCAAGGCAAAAGUACCGACGCGAAAAAGCAACAUGCUAAUGGACCACCAGUACCACCUAUUAAAGAAGGCAGCAAACCAGUGCAACUUUUAGCCAAAUACAACUAUAAAGCUAACCCAAACCGGCCUGGAGGAUUUGAUGAGAUGUCCUUGACAGCAGGAGAGAAGCUAGAGUUCAUAGCCACCCACUCUGUCAACCCAUACUGGUGGGAAGCGAAGAGAGAAGAAUCUGGCGAAGUAGCAUUUGUACCAGCAAGCUAUAUUAUGGUUCUAGAGAGCAAAUUGGAAACACUUCCUUGGCUAGAGGACAUGAAAGCCGCAAAAGAAAAGAGGAAAGAAGAGAUGGAGGAAACAAAUUCUGGCAUAUUUGGAAAUGCCCCUCCUCCACUAUUCAAACCCUAUGUCUCAGCCUAUAGUCGAACUCAUGACAGUACAGCUCCAGAAUCUGCCCGAAAGUUCUACUGUGAAGUGUGCGAUAAAACAUUGAAUGGACCAAAGCCAUACCAAGCCCACAUGGUCAGCAGAGCACACCGGGAUGAAGUUGAGGCAGCAUCAUACAUUUCCUAACAUAAACAAUACGCUCAAGUGACUAUUGACAUAUUAAUGCAGUAUUUAUAAUGCUUGGACAAUGAAACAAGUGCCUUCCAAAUAACUAUGUUUUCUGUUAAAAAAUGGAGAGGGAACCAGUCUCUAGUUAGAUCUACUCGUACUGUUUCUAUCAGAAGCAGCAUGGCUCCAUGUCAUUUUUUAGUAAAAUCACCUAUUUUCAUACUAAAAUCUUGCGUAUGAAUUGGGAUGUAGCUGUAUUCAUGUUGUGAAUACUGUACAUAUUAUUAGUCCUGUUAGGAAUUCAAUAAUAAUGUGACCAAUUGUUCUAACUGUUUGAAAAAGCUAGUACGUUAUAGAGAGAAAUGGGCUUCUCACUGUAAAGCAAUUAGGAACAACAGAAUAUUAACUUGUAAUCUUGCGGCGUUCCCCUUCCCCCAUCAGUUUCAGCCAUUGAAGACUGGGCAAACUAGGCAAACAAUACUAACCAAUGACAGCACAACUAUGGUAGGGUAUAUUCUAUUCACUAGCACAGUUGCACCUCCAGGUGUAGUUAACAUUUAGUUUUUUUUUUAGAAGAGUUUAUUAUGUAAAAAUUUAAUAUAAAUGUAUUUGACUUGUUUGUAGUUAAAUUUGAUAAAUAAACAUUUAAAAUUGAAA
Molecule: messenger RNA, 1443 nt
Organism: Nematostella vectensis (starlet sea anemone)
Lineage: Eukaryota; Metazoa; Cnidaria; Anthozoa; Actiniaria; Edwardsiidae
Exons: 4
Coding region: 121-804 (227 amino acids)
Molecular function (GO): zinc ion binding; protein binding; nucleic acid binding
Source: RefSeq, a predicted model, not a curated record